This is a messenger RNA of Anthonomus grandis grandis, 1767 nucleotides long. RefSeq lists its product as uncharacterized. NCBI's taxonomy places the organism in Eukaryota, Metazoa, Arthropoda, Insecta, Coleoptera, Curculionidae. Bases 81 to 1757 code for a protein of 558 amino acids. The record is from RefSeq and is a predicted model, not a curated record. The transcript is spliced from 2 exons.
UUCCAUCACUCAAUCCGACGUUUCUUAUCACGCAAUAAUUCCAUAAACAUUUUUUGUCACCCCAAAAUCCUUAACAGAUCAUGAAGUCCCGACGCAAAAAUAUUAGUUAUCGUACUACCCAACAGUACUCUUCCACCUACAGUUCAAAGAUUCCAAUAUCAGUAAAGCAAACAUCCUCGGUAACGAUUCAGACCGACAAUAUCCUGACUGAAGAACUUUGUUUCUUUGAAAAUCAACCCGUAGAAAAAAUUAAAGAGAAUUAUGAAAAAUGUUUACUACUUAUAAACAAAAUUCAUGAGUAUAUAAAUGAUGUGUUAAGUAAAUGUGAUAAAGCCACUGGUUUUUUGGUCCCUACGGUUCCAGACUAUUUCAAGAUCGCUGAUUUUAUUUUAAAAUAUAACAAGGUAAAACAAACACAAGAUUUAACUAAUGAACAAAAAGCUGAACUGGAUGCAUUAAAAUCGCAAGAAAAUGCGAAAAAUAUGUUCGAUUCGCAACAGUUCUCACCAAUAAGUAUUAUUGGAGAUGGGCCUAUUCAAAACAAACAAUGUCAAUUUUUGAACGAAGAUGCAACUUUCUUUGAAAAAUUUCCUGUGUCUCACAAUAUUAAUACAUUAAAUAAAAAACCGAUUGCUCUUUCACAACCAAUCAUAAAUUUAUCAGAAGAUAAUACGAAAAAACCUAUAUCAACAACUUUUGAGGAAAUUUUAAAAACUUGUAACGAAGUCAAGAAUAUGUCUAUUGAAAAUCUCCUGCAAAACGAUGUACCUCUUAUUGAACCGCCCACUACUAAACCAGAUUUAAAAAAAUAUAUUAAAAAACAUAAUUUAGAGCAAGGAGAUCAAAGUAUUUCAGACAUAAAUAAGGAAAAAAUUGAUAACACUGAUAGUAGUUUUAAUCUUUUUGAGUAUGCUCUAAAAAAAUGCAAACCAUAUCAAACAAAUCCCUCAAGUCCUAAAAUACCUGAUAUAGAAAAUAAUAAUAACUCCAUUGAAAAUAACCAAGAUGUACCCAAAAAUUGUGUAAAAGUACUCAAUGAUUCCAAUCAAUCUCGUAUGCCCCAAAAAAUUAGUGAAAUGUUUAGAAAAAUUUCAAGGGAAAACAUUGGAAAAUCAACAAAAACAUCUGAUGAGUUACAAAGGAUAGAAGUAGAAAACCAACCUAGAGAUAAUAAUAGAGCUUUUUUUCAAAUAAGCACUAGAACUGAGCACGAGGGAGAAAUAUGCUUGUGUAAAAAUAUAAAUCUGUGGAAACCUCAGUCAAUAAGUCCAAAUAAUCUAAACCCAAACUAUAAAUUGGAUGAAUCUCAAACCAACAGUGAAACCAGUAUACAAAAUUUCAAUAUGACAAAUCCGCUAAAGUUAAGCGAUAGAGAUAAAGCCCGAGCUAAUGCAAAAGCUUUAAAAGAUAUUGGGUUAUUUACCGAAAAGGGCGAUAUGAGACCUAGUGUUAUGAAUUUUAUUAAAAACACACAACGUAGCGGUUUCAUUCAAAACGAUUCAAGAAAUAUGAAGUUUAAAUCCCAAAGAAAAUUCGAUUUACAAGUCAAGUUUAAUAAUCCAAAUGCGACAUCGGCAAGAACAUCUUCAGAAAAACUGGGAAGUAGUGGUAGCAUUAACGAUUUGCAGAACCAGGACAGCGAUGAGAAUAUAAGCAUAUAUUCAUCUCAAAAUACUGUUAUUAGUACUGUUAGUGAUUCUGACUUCAUCGGUUUAUAUGAUGUAGGUAAUACAUCAAUAGCAAAUACAACAUUGUGAAUUAAAAUAA